UGUUGUUAGCUCAGCAAAGACGGUCGUGAAUAUUUUCCGAUUCUAGAAAUUUAUGGGAUAGUCAAUUGAACCUUUAUUUUCCUACAUCAUCAACUAAACGCUACAUGGAAUUGUGCAACAAGUAAAGUGACUGAUUUCUGUAGUUUGAUCUCAGCUUAUUCAUUAGCCUCCGGUCUAGAAGAGCAAACGCUGUAACAUAAUCUAGUCCAAUAUUUGCAAUUUUUGUUUGACAUGUGCACAAUUUCCUAUUUCCAUUUCUUAAGAAAGUGAAAAUUGUAGUGUUGAUAUUUUUUCACCGCGCCUGAGUAGGCAUUAUUUUUCAUUGUGCAGAAACGUAUCUUGUUUAUAAACUGUAUCUACCUACGCGCGGAGUGGUGGUCGCAUGAGUUGAUUACAUUUUUGUGACCUUAUUGUGCUCUGGAUGAUCAACCGUGGUUGCCUCCAUUUUUUAAUUAAAAUCUGAUCUCGAAAGAAGCAGUGUCCUGCUAGGUGUAAUAUAGCAGUUGUCAAUAUAUCUACAUCUAUUGGCUGGUGGCUGGCUAGUCACUGGUAAUAAAGUGUGCAUCGUGUAUGUGUGUUUAUUCUUACAUCAAGCUGUGAAUGGAAUACGAAAACAAGAGUUUGUUGUAGCUCUGUAGGGUUCAAGGUUUAUCGAAUUAUUUCGAUGAAGAUGUCGUUCAGUGAAGUAGCUGUCUUCCGUCAAAUGAUGAAUUAAUGUUUACUACGUUAGUAAAAGAAGAGUGCAUAGCCGAGACGUAAGGAUUUCAAAAUCAUAUUGAUUUAACUUAAAAUCAUCUACUAAAAUUUAGGAGCACCAAAUCUAGUCCAGAAUACGAGUGAUCAUGGGAAACAUAGCGUCUUCAAGUUCAAAAUUAGCGGAAAAAUGUCCAAUGCUAGAAAAGAGCGAACUGCCACUGAUAGCCAGUUCGUUUAGAAUAGUCAGUAAAAACUCAGACAAAUGCAAGGAGGAGGAACUUAUGAAAUUUUGGGGUUCUCAAAUGGACCCACGGUUGGCUCAGUACAUUACCAAUUUUCUAUUUGGACCUCUUGGCCAACGAGCAGCAUUUGUAGACCUUCCUCGAUUUGCCGAAUUGUAUGUCUAUACAGUACGAGGUACACUGGAGGAACGAAUCAACGUGCUGCUCUGUAGUUUGGGACAAUCACCCGAUUCAGAAUCCACCGAAAUAGCUUACCCGUUAAUUAAAGAGUAUGUCGAGGCAGUCGUUAGCAGCUACAUGCGAGCGAUAAGACUUGAAGGUGGACCGGAAUUUAAAUCAUGGGAAUCACGUGGAUUUAGGAUUGUGAAGGAGUGUAUACAAAAGUUAGCCGAGAGCUUAGUGUACGAUGUUGUUCAGCAAGGUACACAGAAGGUUACCCGAAUAGACGCAGAACGCUGGCUCAGCAAAAAUUCCAUUUUCCUCAAAAUGCUGGAGCAUGUGUUUUCCCAUUUGUACAACUAUCGUAGCGUAAAAAACAGCUCUGAAGAGAGGAAAAAAGACGACACCGAUGAUAGCAAAAACAAGAGAAAGGAGAACCUUCCCCAACAAGAGGUCGUGCUGCACGCUAUGCUUCCGCUUUGUGAGGGCCUGCAAUACAUGCCCGACUACCCGGCGUUCACCGAUCUCUCACAAAUGUUGUUCGUCAAUGCGAAUCUCCCAGCUGCACAGCAGAACAAGUGGCGGUUUUUGUUCUCCUCGCAGAUUCAUGGAGAAAGUUUUUCCACAUUGUUGGGUCGCAUCAUGGAUCAGGGAUCCACUGUGGUGAUAGUUGAAGAUGCAAACGGGUAUAUUUUUGGUGGAUAUGCCACCGAGUCCUGGGCACUGGGACCCAACUAUUUGGGCAAUGAAAAUUCAUUCCUAUUUACGUUGCGACCGAAGAUGCGAUGCUUCCCGUCGACUCGCUAUAAUCCACAUUAUCAGUAUUUAAACCUGCAUCAACAGACGAUGCCGAACGGAAUGGGUAUGGGUGGCCAGCACAACUACUGGGGCCUCUGGUUGGACAGUGAAUACGGAAUCGGAGAAUGUUCGGAAACGUGUACCACCUACCAGGGAUACUUCCAGAUGAGUGCCACCAAAAAUUUCACCGUUCGAAAUGUGGAGGUCUGGGGCGUUGGCGAUAAGCCGGUUAAGGAAGAUGAUUCGGAGGAGAACACAGCUCGAUCCAUUCUGGAUGGAAAUGCCGACAGCAAAGCCAUGCUGAAGUUGAGCGGACGCGAACAGUAUUCCGAUGGAUAUCGGGAGGAACCAAAAGAUUAAAAAAUGAAAUCGAACGCCAGAAACAAGUUUGAGAACAAGUUAUGUUCGCCGGAGAUUAAUCUGGUCGAUGUAUUGGAUACGUUUAAUUUUAAUUUUCUGUAGAUUUUUACAAUGGUAGGUUUAUGAAACGUUAGUUAUUUAUUAGAUGAGCACGUGUCGUUCUGAGAGUGCUGAAGGUGAAGAGCAUGAUGAAACAUGAAUGAUAUAAUCGUUUUGCUUUAGAAUAUUUUUUUUUCUUUACUUUAUCUGGCGUUUGCUAUGCACUUUGUACCUAGUAUGAUCUUUCCGUUAAUUACUUUUCAGAGAGAGCGUGCAACCUUACAGCAAGAGGAGGCCCGAAAUAUGUUUCAUGAGAACUUAUACGGUGUGCGUUAAUGCGAUUAUAAUUGUAUCGAGACUGUAGAAAGAAGCAACACAAAAGUAGCUUGAGCAAUCAAACUAUUAAAAAGUAAUAAUUUAUUCUGAAAACGGCUGUAGGUAUCUAGUUGCAUGAGAAAUUGUAAAUAAAGAGCCCUAUGUUAAAGUUGUAGUUCAUCUUAUGUUAAAUUUAUUUAUUGUGUGUUCAGCCUUUUAUUAUUUUGCUUUCACUUGAGCGCACAGAUCUAAAUAGCAGACAGGAAUGAAUUUCUUUAAUUGUGCCAUAUGAAUUGUAAAACGAUAAAGCAAGAUAACAGUAAUGAGGAAAUUUAGAUUUUUAAAUUGUUGCGCAAGGUACAUUACUGGUUAUUUAUAGGUCAGUUGAAAACGAGAGCAAUCAGUGUUAUUUAAUGUAAAUGUGCUACGGAUACGUUGCCGAAAAUCCGAAAUGAAGACAAAUAUAUAGUAAUGGUUAA
Molecule: messenger RNA, 3088 nt
Organism: Ochlerotatus camptorhynchus
Lineage: Eukaryota; Metazoa; Arthropoda; Insecta; Diptera; Culicidae
Product: MTOR-associated protein MEAK7
Exons: 8
Coding region: 843-2255 (470 amino acids)
Source: RefSeq, a predicted model, not a curated record